Messenger RNA from Oppiella nova, 698 nucleotides. Lineage: Eukaryota; Metazoa; Arthropoda; Arachnida; Sarcoptiformes; Oppiidae. The record is from the annotation of a GenBank genome assembly.
AUGAGUAGCAAUUCAUUGGCCAAAGACGAGGACAAUGAGUCAACAGUGAGUCCAUUGAGUGCUAAUGAAGAGAAUUGCGACCAAUUGUGCAAUGAUUUGAUGACCUCUUCAUACAACGAGAUCUCAUUCUCUGGAAGUGAUGAACAGACAGAUGUGGAAGCGGCUGAAGAUUUAAGUUCGUGUGAUAGCGAACAACAGCUUCAGAAGAAGUUGUCGUCGAGUCUAUCGUACGGUGUCAACAGCAGUCUGAUACAGAGUAUUGAUGGACAUCUGGUCUCAUAUGUGGCCCAAGACUUUGAGCACAAACUAAAGCACAGCACAUCUUCGCCGUCCAUCGAGGACCAUUUGUCACAACAAUCAGAAAGAAUUGAAUUUAAAUUAUUGAAUGAUUUGGAGAAACAGUCAAAACUCCUCUCAAAUAAUAUUAACUCAAUGUUAAGACAUAUCUCGGAAUCCACUCAUAAUAUAACAUCGCUAACCGUGGAGUGCAUCUCUACUUAUGAGACAUGUCUUAACAAUACCUGUGAUGUCAUUGAUUCCAAUAUAAAGUCGAUGUAUCAAUUGAUGGCUAAAUGUGAAGAAUUAAACCAAUCGAUGAAACCAAUCGCCAAAUUGUCUGAAGAACUAAAAGAAGUGAAACGUCUGUUAGAAUUGUUUGAGAAAGCGGUCGACUAUAAGAUGUAGAACUCAUCCAACAC